This is a messenger RNA of Dunckerocampus dactyliophorus (ringed pipefish), 4610 nucleotides long. Its product is annotated as PDZ domain-containing RING finger protein 4-like. Bases 265 to 2469 code for a protein of 734 amino acids. The record is from RefSeq and is a predicted model, not a curated record. Gene Ontology annotation, molecular function: protein binding. Lineage: Eukaryota; Metazoa; Chordata; Actinopteri; Syngnathiformes; Syngnathidae. The transcript is spliced from 8 exons.
GCAAAGGGCGAGGAAGGAAGAGGAGCGUGCGACACCGGGGGGGGGGGGCGGCGGAUGCUGAAGCUGCGAAAGCGCGGUCCAGUCAGGUGGCGCGUGCCGCCUCCUCUGCACAUCAGAGAUGCUCGGUAAGGAGGAGUGACGGACGGAUGAGAAGCAGGUCUGCGGUGUGUGGACUGUGACCCCCCCUCCAUCCAUCCCCUCUCGCUUGUGUCCGCCGCCGUCGCCGCGGAGAAUCGGACACCUGCCGUUUCCACGACAACUAGAAUGGGCUGCAAUCUGUGCACUUUCCAGAAGCGAGAGGAACAAUACAAGCUGCUGUAUGAGAUUGCACAGGUCAACGGCAAAGAGCUGUCCAAGUCCAGCCAUGAGGAGACGCUGGAGUCCUUCCUGCCCGCCAAGGACCCCGUCACGGUUCAGGUCAUCCGGCGGACCCCCAGCGGCCGACCCCACGGCCCCCCUCAGGAAAUUCAUGUGGUGGACGUGAGCACGCAGACCGACAUCACCUUUGAACACAUCAUGGCGCUGGCCAAGCUGCGGCCUUCCACGCCGCCCGUGCCCGACAUCUGCCCCCUCCUGCUGUCCGACAGCUGUCAUUCCCUUCACACCACGGAGCAGGAGUUCUACCACGGGACCGACUGCCUCUCACCCGUUCCCGUCGACGCCGAAAGGACGGAAGAGUUGGAGUAUGAGGAAGUGGAACUGUGCCGACUCGGCAGCCAAGAAAAGCUGGGGUUGACUCUGUGCUACAGGACGGACGAAGAGGAGGAUGUGGCCAUCUAUGUCAGCAAGAUCUGCCCCAACAGCAUCGCUGCUAAAGACGGUCGCAUCCGAGAGGGGGAUCGUAUCCUGCAGAUUAAUGGCCGGGAUGUUCAGGACCGAGAGGAGGCCGUGGCCGCGCUCUCCAACGAGGAAUGUCGCAGCAUUAUCCUGCUGGUGGCCAGGCCGGAGCUCCAGCUGGAGGAGGCCUGGCUGGAUGACGAGCACAGCGAGUUUCUGGAGCAGCUGAAGAUUGAAAUGCUAGAGGAACAGCAGCGCGAGGAGAUGGACCUGGCCGCCUUCCAAGAGGAGCAGGACAGCGAGCAGAGAGCAGAUGACGACCGGCCCACCUGCUCCACGCGGCCCCUCAAAGACAGAACGGAGGAUUCGGAGCACGACGUCCUGGAGCACAUCCAGAGGCGCCUGUCCCAAUGCCUCCGGGACACACGCUGGCCGGAGGGCCGGGAGGACGAGGAGGACGAGGAAGCGGAGGGCGAGCGCUUCCAGCAGCUCCUGGAGCUCAAGUGUCAGAUCCGCAACAGCGGCGAAUACGACCUCUUCUACAGCCGCCGCAGCACCAUUGAGUGCAGCGUGGCUGAGCAGGGCGGCGUCCAGCACGAGCUGCGCAUGCUCAACGAGGAGCUGCGUAGCAUCGAGCUGGAGUGUCAGAACAUCAUGCAGGCCCACAAGCUUGGCAAGGGUCCGCAGUCGCCCUCCUCCACGGAGUGCUCGGCGCCCUCGAUGCCCAGAAACCAAAGCCUCCAGCCCAGCAAGGGGGGCGAGAGGCUGGAAAAAUGGGACAAGGACAGCUCCAGUGCUUACAACACAGCGGAGAGCUCACGCAGCACCCCCUUGGCCAUGGAUCGCUCUCCAGAACAUUCCCUCCAGAGGAUGGUGAGCCUCACCAACCAGAGGAACCGCCGCAGCAGCCUUGCUAGCCCUAUCCCAGGAUGCAGGGCUCCCCUCCUGUGCAAGAGCAGCAGCCCGGACCACAGCAAUCCCUCAGACCAGUCCGACCAGACGCCGCUGCCCAAGGACAAACACGGAGGCAAUUUCAAGCCUCGCCUUUCCCAAAUUCCUUACUUCUCCCUGUCGCACAGUUCCCAGCAGCGGCAGAGCAACAUCCCGGCCCACGCCCGCCACUACCAGAGCUACAUGGAGCUGAUCCAGCAGAGCUCGGCGGUGGAGUACGCCCAGAGCCAGCUCAGCCUGCUAGGCGUCUGCAGGGAUCCCCCGAGGCCCCCCGAGGAGCCCAAGAUGGAGUGGAAGGUGAAGAUCCGCAGCGACGGCACGCGCUACAUCACCAAGCGGCCCGUGCGGGACAAGAUCCUGCGGGAGCGGGCCCUGAAGAUCAAGGAGGAGCGCAGCGGCGGCAUGACCACGGACGACGAUGCCAUGAGCGAGAUGAAGAUGGGCCGCUACUGGAGCAAAGAGGAGAGAAAGCAGCAUCUGGUCCGAGCCAAGGAGCAGAGGAAGAGGCGGGAGUUCAUGCAGAGGAGCCGCCUGGAGAGCCUGAAGGAGAACCCUCAGAGCAGCGGCGAGGGCCGCAAGGACGUCAGCAUCAUCGAGUUGAGCCACAAGAAGAUGAUGAAGAAGCGCAACAAGAAGAUCCUGGACAACUGGAUGACCAUCCAGGAGCUGAUGACUCACGGCGCCAAGGCUCCCGAGGGAGCGCAGGUGCACAACGCCUUCCUGUCCGUCACGACUGUAUGAGAAACGCAACGUACGUUCUACCCGUGUGGUAUAAGAUCAUUGCCUCGUUCAAUGUGGCCUUUUUAUGACAACAUUUUUCACACUUUGUAAACACAAAGAGCAUUCUGGAAAGAUUCGAUGGCCUUCCUUCAUCACAAAAACACUUUUUUAUUGGACCGAUGACGUCUUAUGACUUCAUGUGCCCAUUCUCACACUGACUGGACCACUCGAAAGUAUGGAGACGCUUUCCCAUUCAUUAGCAUGGGCAAGUGUGUGGACACCUUUGAUGAUCAUUUACUUGUACACUAAUCCCUCCUUUAUGGCGCUUCAUUGGUUCCAAACCCCACCACCUUAAAGGAAUGUAAGCUUUUUAACAUGAUUAGAGCCCUCUAGACGUGAAAUAACACCCCUAUAGUUUACACUCCUGUUAUUCUUUGUUUACUUCACAUUGCUCAGGCUACGGGAUCACUGCAGGGACGUAACAAAUGUACCACUUCCACACCGAAUGAGAGGAGAACCUUUUUUUCACUCUGUCUAAGCCAUGGCAUCAGCCAUGGCGUGUCUGUCUCAGCCAUUGCGUAGUGAUGUGCGGAUCGAUAAUGAAAUAUCGAUACUUCCGAAACCAGCUCUUCAUGUGCUAAAAUCAAUUCUCAAAUCCAAAUAUCGAUACUUUUGAUACUUGAUGACCGAUCGUAAACGGAGCUAUGUGUGAAUUGCGGCGCCAUGUCAAUUAUCACUCUUAUGGCCGUUCUCAAUCAUGAAUCAUUUAUUUGAAUGCUUUUAUUAUUUGACCUAUUUUAUCUUUUUAUUGUUUAAAAUACCAUUUUCACAUAUUUUGGAUGAUUUUGUCGAGUUUUUCUGUUGUUGUAUAUUAGCUUGGCUGUAUUGUAAAUCACCCCGCUAAUUUUGUUUUAAUUCAUCUAUUUAUUUAUUUUAAAGCCUGGAAAAAGUAAUGAAAUUAAUGAAUGAAAACAAAUAAACAACUUCAUUGAAUGAUGAAUGAAUGUAUUAUUAAUUCUAUUGAAUGAAAUAUCUUGUAUUCUUUAUGGGAUGAUAUGAAAUACACUACUACAGUAUUUCAAAUUUCACAGACACAUUAGGUGAAUUUACACAAAGAAUCGGUAUUGGAUCGAAAGCGCUGAUACCAGACGGAAGCAAAAUCCGUGGUGUGCAUGGCUGCUGAGUAUGCGGUGUCCGUCCAGUGUGAAAGGUAAUGUAAUGUCAUCACAUUAGUGAGCACAAUGCUACGCACCACUUGUCUUUCUGUAUCCUUGACUACAAAUAGCACAUAGCCGACCACCAAACACUUUAGAAUCAUUUAUUAUUACAAUUAUUAUAAUUAUUAUUUGAAAAACCACAAUAUAGUGAGGGAGUGGUAUUUGAAGCGCGAUAUAGGAGGGAUCGCUGUGUGUUUGAGUUCGAAAAAGUAGCAUCUUCCGAAGUCCGAUGCCUUUUCACAUGAUGGCCAGGCCUCCGUAUGUUAUUUCCGUCCAUAGUUGACACUUGCUGUCAUUCUGUAGAGAUGCAAUGCAAGGGUCGAAUCCAAACAUCUGCCAUUUUAAUGACCAUUACUCCUCGUCACAGCCCUGCAGUUUUUGAGAUUUUUUGGGGCCAAAAAAUGUUUUUUUUUUAUUUUGUUGUCAAAAAUAGGUGUUUCCUAAGAAAAUGCAUGUGGUUCACCCUGGGUGGGUAAUCAUUCAUAAACGUGUGUACAGCAUACAUGUACCACGCUUAAAGGAAUCCUUUGUCUUUUUUAACAUGAACUUGGAUGACAUCCCCAUCAGCAGUGUAGUACAUCAACAGUCAGUUAUGGAGACGCUGGAGCACACCUGCAGGCAAUCAGCAAUCUGGACUCCUCUUAAGCAAGGCAGCAGCAUCUGAUCCUUGCCAGAUUGUACUCCCUGACCUCCUGUUCCUUGCUCCCGCUCAGUCCGGCUCCACUACCCUUGCCCUGCUCUCUGGCUCAUUACCUUUGCUUGCAUUUACCUGCUCUGUAUUACCUUAGUGUUUUCCUGUUGGUUUGCCUUCAGUGUUUUUUGUUGUUACUUCUAUUUUUUUCCUGACAGCCUUCUGCUGUCAGUGUUUUGUGUUUCUUACCCUUGGUGUAUUUUCCUUUGUUUGUACUUUGCCUGUUUGGACACCUUUAGUUAUUAAACCUUAUU